UAUGACGACUCCACAGUAGGCAGAGGUUUCUGUUCUCCUUCAGCUGCGGAGCACCAGGGUCAGAGUCUUCUCCCUCGCCUUCCGUUCUUAAUUCAGCCCUCUUGGACAACUCCUUUUCCUUCAAUGCCAGUCUCGAACUCUGGGCAAAUCGACCAUGCCCGGAGAAGCUCGGUCAGCCUGAGCUUGCAGGAGGAGAGGCGUCCAGGGGGAUUCCCUCGUCCCACCCGCCGGUAGCUUCCUGCUGCUCUGUCGACCCCUCCCCAAUAAGGGCGCCCUUGGGUCUCUGGGAAGCAGGCGGGGAACCCUCGAGGCCAUCGAAGCCACCCCGUGAGCAGACGAGCCCAGGCGCCGGCUCCUAAGCAGGAGGAAGAGAAAGGCGCGUCCCAUUCCACUUUCCCUCCCUCCCUCCCUCCGGUGGGUCGGGGAGCCGGAGUGCCCGAGAAGGAGGAGGGACUCAGCGCUCCGUUCACCGACUCCACGGGGGGAACCACCCGAAAGUUGGGGUCACCGGAAGUGGCCCACCGGAAGCGCGGCGGCGGAGGCGACUCUAUAGGGGUGUCCUUUCUGCGCAGGCGCGAGGCGUCGGCUUCCUGCUUCCGGCCAUGAGGGCAGCGCUGGUGGACUACAGCAGCUCCGGCUCGGAGGGAGAGAGCGAGGCCAGCGCCGCCCGGGAGAGGAGCAAGAGGAGCAGCGGGGACGCUGGGGCCGGGCCGAAGGGCGGCCGCGGCCUCUCCCCUGCGGGCAGCAGAGCUGCUAUGCCCUCCCUCCCCUUGCCAGACAGUGUGCGGAGGAUGUUCAGGGAUCAGGAAGAGAAGGAAAAGGUGGUGGAUGACUGUAGUAAACACGAAGGCCGCCUGCGGACAUUUCCUCAUGAACGAGGCAACUGGGCAACCCAUGUAUAUCUGCCAUACAAAGCUGGGGAGGACUUUCUGGAUUUACUGCAGCUCCUCCUAAUCUGUGGGCGCACUUAUGUUCCUCCACUGAUGGGACAGGAAGAAUUCCACAUCAGCCUCUCUCAAGGCGUGGUGUUGCGCCAUCACUGGAUCAACUCUUUUAUCCAGUCCCUCAAAGAGCGCAUGGCUUCCUACCACAGGUUCAUCUUCAGAGCUGAUCAAGUGAAGAUUUAUACCAAUGAGACCAAAACCAGGACCUUUGUUGGCUUAGAAGUCUCUUCAGGACAUUCUCAGAUGAUGGAGAUGGUUUCAGAAGUGGAUGAAGUUAUGAAGGAAUUUAACCUCAUGCCUUUUUACAAGGAUCCCUCGUUCCACAUGAGCCUUGCCUGGUGUGUGGGGAAUAUGUCGGAAGCCCUCGGAGGCCAGUGUAUGCAGGAAAUGCAGGAGAUUGUGGAUGGCUUUGAGGACUCCAGCCACUUGCUGCAAAUUCCUGGGACGGAAGUCCGUUGCAAAUCUGGCAAUAAGGUCUUCUCGUUCCCUCUGAGAUAGAGAAGCCCAGGAACAAUAAGAGCCGACUUGCGAUAGAAACCACCAGCCCUUUGCCAAAGAUGGUCAGAGGUGCCACCGGAUUCCCAUGAAGUCUAUUGGGAGCUCACCUACCCGUGCCAGCAGCAGACCAUCCAACAGCACAUUUCAGAGCCAAGGCAGUUAAUGCCCUCAGGCCUCUGCCAGACCAACUCCUACUUCGCUCCACUCCAGUUCUCAGCUGCUGGAGAAACACAAAGUGUGGGAGCCAGUGAGAUGUUUCUCCAAGCUGCAGGACUUUGUUUUGUAGAAAGCCGAUCUCGGGGCGAGAAGCCCUCGGAGGAUGCCUUGGGCGUGGUGUCUUGAAAGUGAACCACAGGUGAAAUGAAGAAAAGAAGAACCAAUUUUCUUCAUUGUCUGUUUGCUGAAAAGGUUCAUCAAAGCUUCCUGGAUAAGUGACUGCUCAGACCUGCUUUGAUCUGUUGGAAUUGUGGCAAAAAAAAUCAUAAACAGGAUAAAGUAAGAAAUGUGUAUUGGAGCACUGGAGUUAGAUGAGCUCUCCCAUGCACAUACUGACAAAGUACUGAAUUCCUCUAGGCCAAAAUCCAAAGGAAACCUUUCAUUUGUCCAUCAAAAGCGCAGCAGUGGCCUUGAACGGCAUUCAGAUGGGCCCAACUCACGAGUGAUGGAAAAGGUAAACUCGGUGCAAUCCAUGCUUAUUUCCCUGCAUUCUGGAGAGGAACCGGGCAGGGCUGUGGAAAGAGACUAGCCUUGUUCCCCGGAAGAGUAUGAUCUAAGUAAUUCUGAGAUUUGUUUCUCACAUUCUCAUGAUCCAAGAAAGAAACGUCUGAAUGCAAUAAAUCAAAAUACUGGCUGAAGAAAUGGGAGGAGGGCAAUUUACAGAACUGAGAUGUUGCAAACUUUUGGCUUAGUCAGUUUCUAUUGGCCCUCCCACCAGUAGUGCUGACUUCAAAUCCUGUGAUUGCCUUUUGGGGAUACAACAAUUAUUGCCAAUUGUAAGCUGCCUAUAUGGAGAGCUAUAAUAAAUUGAAAUAAGUAAUGUAUUUCGUUAUAGAAAGUAUACUAAGGCAGAACAAAAUGAAUGUUAAGGCAGAAUUUUUUCAAUGCCCAAUUCAUUAUUUCUCUUGUAACUAAUGAAUAAAGACUAGAUUGUUUGUC
This is a messenger RNA of Thamnophis elegans (Western terrestrial garter snake), 2597 nucleotides long. It is a transcript of the gene USB1, whose product is annotated as U6 snRNA biogenesis phosphodiesterase 1. Gene Ontology annotation, molecular function: 3'-5'-RNA exonuclease activity. Gene Ontology annotation, cellular component: nucleus. The transcript has 7 exons. Bases 603 to 1442 code for a protein of 279 amino acids. NCBI's taxonomy places the organism in Eukaryota, Metazoa, Chordata, Lepidosauria, Squamata, Natricidae. Gene Ontology annotation, biological process: U6 snRNA 3'-end processing. The record is from RefSeq and is a predicted model, not a curated record.